Aspergillus pseudonomiae is the source of this 1384-nucleotide messenger RNA. RefSeq lists its product as uncharacterized. The coding region runs from base 1 to 1362 and encodes 453 amino acids. The transcript has a single exon. The record is from RefSeq and is a predicted model, not a curated record. Lineage: Eukaryota; Fungi; Ascomycota; Eurotiomycetes; Eurotiales; Aspergillaceae.
AUGAAUUUCAAUGUGUCUCGACUUUCUCUGCCUUGCGUACUAGGGGGAGUCUCCUUCGCGUUAACCUCCGUGGUCACCCUUCUCGACGGUUUAUGCUUGACAUCCUUCAAAAACCUCUCGUCUAAUAUUCGCUCAAUCGAAUCUGCCGUUACCGCCCUGGGCGCAGUGAAUUGUGCUGUGCUUGUCGCUGCGAUCUUAUUUUGGCUGGCAGACAGCAACAAUGAGAAUUUAAGGCAAUUGAGCGUGUACCGAAGCCGCGCAUAUUGUAUCCUGAUUAUCUACUUGGUUAUGACUACAGGGGUGACUGCUGGAGGUAUAGCAUGGAGCAACGCACAGAUCAUGAUAGAACAACAGAUAAUGUCACUAGGUCCAAGACAGCGACUAUUGUUGGUGACUCGUACUGUCAUAUGGGCAAUUUCUGUUCUAACUGAGGGUCUCUUUGGUGGGCUUCUCCUAAUGACACUAGCAAAACGGACCAGCCGCAGCAGAUGGUCAACCCCGCUACCUCAUGACCUUGAUGCCCUCCACGAACAGUUAGCUGUAAACAACAGAUUGGAGUCAACAAAGCAGCCGCAACUUGUAGUUGACUCCCCGAAGCAAUCGACAGAUCAAAAGCGGAGCUGUGAUGGUUUGAUCGCGAUCCAACAAUCUACAUCAAGUGCUGCGUCUUUAAUCUCGAAGCGCUACUCAGGCCGAACACUAUACCAACAGGAUUCCAAGCACGGUUCUGUUGACCUCAAUCCACCGGUCGCCUAUCCUGAGUGCGUUGUAAUGCGCAAUACGUUCGAUGGCUGCCCCUACGAACAUAACGAUUGCACUGUGGGGGCUGAUGGUGACUCUAGGUCACGCAAGACACAGGGGAAUAGACCAGAGCUUAGGUGCUCGUUGGAUACUUUGCGACGGCAAUAUUCAUUAAGGAGGUCAUGGGAUACGUCAAGAUCACUUCAGCCAGAGGCUCCUAUCAAGGGUGACCACCCAAAACUAACACUGUCCGAUGAGAGUAAUAUUCAUCCACUUUUUCGCUCUAACAGUCCAACUCCCCCGCCUACACCCAUGCCUGGGACCACCGUUAUCGCAUCUCCGGCGGCUGGACAGACCAUCUCUAUGAAAGCGUUACAUAGGAUGAGAUCGACCAACUCACUCCGGUCUUACACCCCACGAAGUCGGUCACCCCUGUUUGAGCGAAUUGAUCAAGCCGACGAAGAAGUACAUCCAAAGACAGGGCCAGGUAAUGGUCGGUGUGAGCCUAACAAUGACCAGACAUUCGCAAUACCAAAUUUUGUCAUGGCUGCGGAUCUGCGAAGGAGCAUAACACAGUAUGAGAAGAGGUACGAUCUCAUAGAAUCCCCUCAUGAAAGCUAGGAGAUGAUGGCUUCAACUUAAU